Drosophila takahashii is the source of this 1553-nucleotide messenger RNA. It is a transcript of the gene Hey, whose product is annotated as Hairy/E(spl)-related with YRPW motif. The record is from RefSeq and is a predicted model, not a curated record. Lineage: Eukaryota; Metazoa; Arthropoda; Insecta; Diptera; Drosophilidae. Gene Ontology annotation, cellular component: nucleus. Gene Ontology annotation, biological process: regulation of transcription by RNA polymerase II; anterior/posterior pattern specification; regulation of neurogenesis. Gene Ontology annotation, molecular function: protein dimerization activity; RNA polymerase II cis-regulatory region sequence-specific DNA binding; DNA-binding transcription factor activity, RNA polymerase II-specific.
UCGCCCAGCGACAACAGCAACAUCAGCACGGCAACAGUGUCAAGUGCGCAGGAGCAGCAAAUAAACAGUCGCAAAUAAGCAGUAUAAACAACGAGCAAACGACGCACAAUGGAUCACAAUAUGCACGUGAACGCGCCGUCGCUGCACCACUGGGGCUAUGCCACCGGGCCAGGAGUGGUGAUGCCGGGCGCCACCGCCACCACCCCCCAGAGCCACUGGGUACCGCCGCCGCAGAGCCACCACAGCGCCCACAGCAACCACAGUCACGGUCAGGGACACAGCCACGGACACAACAGCCUGAAGCGGACGCUCUCCGAGAGCGACUGCGACGAUCUCUACUCCGAGGAGUCCUCCAAAGAACAAAUCUCGCCCAGCGAACCGGGCAGCUGCCAACUGAUGAGUCGCAAGAAGCGUCGCGGAGUGAUCGAGAAGAAGCGUCGAGAUCGCAUCAACUCCUCGCUCACCGAACUCAAACGCCUGGUGCCCUCCGCCUAUGAAAAGCAGGGAUCUGCCAAGCUGGAGAAGGCGGAGAUCCUGCAACUAACUGUGGAGCAUCUGAAGAACUUGCAAUCCAAAACUCUCGACUCGCUGAGCUAUGACCCGCAGCGGGUGGCCAUGGACUAUCACAUCAUCGGCUUCCGCGAGUGCGCCGCCGAGGUGGCCCGUUACCUGGUCACCAUCGAGGGCAUGGACAUCCAGGAUCCGCUGCGCCUGCGCCUCAUGUCCCACCUGCAGUACUUUGUCCAGCAGCGCGAGCUGUCGGCCAAGAGUUGCGCCAGUCCUGUUGGCGGCUGGACACCCGCCCCUUCCAGUUCUUCGGGCUAUCAACCGAACUGUGCGGCAGCUCCCUAUCAGAGCUACGCGGCGCCUUCGAAUCCGGCUGCCUAUGUGUCCAGCUAUCCCACGCUGAGUGCCUCGCCUUCCCAGCAGACCAGCCAGCAACAACUGGGCGGACGAACCAGUGUCUCGCGGACAAGUGGAACGGGAGUGAAUGAAUCCCUGCCCACCCACGAUAUUCACUCCGAGAGCAGCAAUCAGCAGCAACAGCAACAGCAACAGCAACAGCAGCAACAACACCAGCAGCAACAUCAGCAGCAGCAGCAACAGCAACGCACGCAGACAACACCUCAACCGGCACAGCAGCAACACUACACCCACGAUCACAGCGCAGUGCAUCCCGAGCAGCAGAUACCCACCUAUAUAGAACUGACCAACAGUAAUCGACCAGCGGCCGUUGGUUCCGAGAGCCUCAGCUACAGUGCCGCCCCUCAGUAUCCCGUUAGCGGUGGCCAGGACUACAACAAUUCCAGCGUCCUGCAAUAUGCCACGCCCAACGGAGCCAAACCCUAUCGACCCUGGGGCGCCGAGAUGGCCUAUUAAGCGAUAGAACUUCAAGUUGAAAAAUGGAAUUCAGAACAGGAUCUCUAGUCAGAGCAGACCAAGUGUGAUAGUCUUAAGUUUCGCAUCCUACACAGAGAGAAAAAGAGAGAAACAAUGCAGUGAGAUUAGCUACGUACCUUAAGCAUUUACACCUAAUUCAUUCAGUAUACUUA